This is a messenger RNA of Lachancea nothofagi CBS 11611, 2991 nucleotides long. Lineage: Eukaryota; Fungi; Ascomycota; Saccharomycetes; Saccharomycetales; Saccharomycetaceae. The record is from the annotation of a GenBank genome assembly.
AUGGAAGUCAGCGAAUUGUCGCAUUAUGGUCCCUCCUUGUGCGUAAAAUUUCACGGUGACUACGUAUUGGCUGGUUACGGCAUGUGCAUACAUGUUUACGAGCUCUUGAACGGCAACCUUGUGAAUACGUCGCGAAUUUUCCACAGAAACAAGGUCCACGGCUUUGUGGUGAAGAAUGGCCUCGUUCUUAUUUACGGUGCACGCUCCGUAAGUAUUGUACCGCUGGAAGCGUUGUUCAAUUGUAGUAAUAACUCUAAGCUAGAGAGAAUGUGCCACGAGUGGAUCAUAAGCGCAGAGUUUAGUUUCGACUGCUCAGCGGUUUACCUGCUCACGAGUUACAACAAAGUACUAUAUUGCGACUUAUCACUGGCGAUCAUAGAUACAAAAGCCGUUUUUGGCGAAAGGGCAAUUUUGUACUCAGGAACAAUCACCGUCCUUGGACAUGAGAAGGUGCGCGUAAAUGCCGGAACCGUGAUGGACGGUGUAUUCAUCUGGGAUAUGUUUACAGAGCAGAACCUUCACCAUUUCACUGAUCACGAAGGCUCGAUCUUUUUCGUUGUCGCUAGCCAAAGUGGUCGGUACGUUGCUAGUUGUUCUGACGAUCGUUCCAUCAAGCUUUGGGAUCUAGAAAGCGGCCAGUUGAUCUCUACUGGCUGGGGACACACUGCCAGAAUCUGGAACCUCCAGUUUUUUGACAACGAUACCAAGCUCAUCAGUGUUUCAGAGGACUGCACUUGCAGAACUUGGGAUGUGUCUUUGCCAGCACAGCACUUACCGCAAAUUGACACUUACGAAGUUCACAUGGGCAAGAAUGUUUGGGGAGUUGACGUAAACUCUCAUAGAAUGAUAGCUGCCACUUCUGGUAAUGAUGGACGCAUCAAACUAACGGACUUACAUUUACAUUCGCGGCCAAGUUGCGACAGACAAAUUAUCUCGCUGAAGGAUAUCACGCUUCAUGGUAUCAAGUUUAAAAGUAACGAAAUGGUCAAAGGAUUUCACUGGUUCAGGUUUGGUCUAAUUGUUAUGACAUCUGAGGGUCAAGUGCUCAAGUAUGACAAGACUACUGAUGUAUGGUCCACUGUACUAACAAACGAAAAAUUUGGCAGCAAUUGCAUCACGGCGGGAAUACAAGAACUUAACUUGAUUGUUUUCUCGAAUACUGGCGGCGAUUUGCUGAUUGCCAAAUUCUCGAAUAAUGGCACACUGUUGAAGACAAAAGAAGUGCACAUCAACGCUAUCUCAAAAACGACAAACUGCCUCGUAGACCAUUCAAAUGGACUUGUUAUGGUUUUACUUCAGUCUCCCAACGAAAAAGAACCAUUGCUAUGUCUCAAGAUGAAUGGCAAUUCUCUCAGCGAAGAACAAACUUUCCAAUUCAAGAGACCGACAAAUUUCAGCGCUACUUGCAUCCUCUACCACCAACAAUAUCUGUUGCUAGGUUCCAGAUAUAGCUCUUUAGCAGUCUUUGAUACUCUUGAUUAUGAGAAACCAGCCCAAAUGAUACGACGUAUGCUACCGGGUGAUUCUAUUACUUCGUUGAAAUAUGUCGAAGGAUCAACCGACGGAAGCAGUUUAUUGUCCGUCACUGAUCGAGAUGGGUAUUAUUGCUUUAUUUCUAUGAAUUUGAGCAAUGGAGGAAUGGAAGUUGUCCUUCAAAACAAGAUCGCAAAAGGGUCUCUCGAGGGAGCUCACUAUGACGAAAGAGGCGACUACAUUAUUCAUGGCUUCAGGUCGAACACAUUUGUGGUUUACAAUGAGACUAAAAACUGCGAAAUUCUGAGUGAGCAUUGUAGCGGCUCUCACAGAUUAUGGAAACUCUUGCCGAAUUAUAGAUCUGACCAUUUUAUUUUGAUCUACAUCAAGGAUUCCUGCAUUCAUAUUCGUAAAAUCGGGAGACCUGUGAUGCCACAAUCUCUGCGAGAUGGUUUGCAUGGCAGGGAAAUCAGAGACGUUACAAUACUUCCAAAUCUUUAUGGUGUCGAUAAACAUGUGUUUUGUUCCGGAUCCGAAGACACAACCGUUAGACUUAACUGGUUGAAUAUCAAAGAUGGCAAAGCUAGGACUGUGUGGACUUUUCGGGCCCACACUUCUGGUUUACAGCGCUGUAAAUUUGUGAACCAUGAAUUUAUGAUUACUUGUGCCGCGCGCGAGGAGUUAUAUCUUUGGAAACUGACGAAACGUUUUGACUCCAACCCAUAUAUGUCAGUCAUAUCAAUUUUGCCCCCUUCCACAGAAAUUCCUGAUCUCCGGAUCAUGGACUUUGACGUCAAAUUUAUGAAUGAUACAAGUGAUUUUUUGAUGGCAACGGUGUAUUCAGAUUCUACUAUAAAACUGUGGGUUUACGAGCAUCAAAAAAAGAACUUCAGGCUCAUUACCUGGGGGAAGUAUGAAAAAUGCUGUCUACUGAACGUUGCAUUCGUUUCUUUGAAGGAUCGUUUAAUCCUGAUGGUGUCCCCUACCGACGGUCAUUUAGUACUUUGGGAUCUAAGUCAGUACCUACCCGUGAAUGUGCAAAUGAAUGAGCUUGUGUGUACGGCGUCUGACGUCCAGGCAAUUUUCGCGUUACCCAAAUAUGUCCAAAGAAUAAAUGUCCACAAAGCUGGCAUCAAAUCGAUUGAAAUUAAAGUACUCUCAGAUCUGAGCUUCUUGGUUUACAGUGGAGGAGACGAUAACGCUAUUGCAAUCUCUAAAUUUGCUGUUGACGACAAGGACUCACAGAUUGAGGGUCGUGUGAUAAGUCUCGAAAAUCACGGAGGUGCCUCCACUAUAACGUCAGUCAAUCUGCUUAAUAAUAAGGAGGGCUUGAUCACAGCAUCUGUUGAUCAAAGACUGAGAUAUUACGACAUUUCCGAUGAUCAACUGAGGCUCGAAAACGUUUUUUACACCACGAAUGCAGACACAGGCUGUUUGGACAUUCUUACAACAAGUGAAGGGUCCCUACUUCUAAUUGGUGGCGUAGGGCUUUCCUGUUGGGCUUUAAAAUUGAAAUAA